Molecule: messenger RNA, 2462 nt
Organism: Onthophagus taurus
Lineage: Eukaryota; Metazoa; Arthropoda; Insecta; Coleoptera; Scarabaeidae
Gene: udt
Product: protein undicht
Biological process (GO): wound healing
Source: RefSeq, a predicted model, not a curated record
GCGUGCGUUAAUUUUUGCAUUUUAAUUUAUUUAUUACGCAUUUUAUUGUAUUAAUUCAAUAAAAUUAAACUACAUAAUUCUUAAUAAGGAACAUUUACUUUGUUUAAAAAUAAAAAUUUAGAAAAAAAAAGUUUAAUAUAAACGCUACGAAUUAAGUAAACAUUUGAAAGUUCUUCGACGUUGUUGACACAGACUUAACCCGUCCAACGCCCCAGAUUUUCCGAAGACAAUUCUGACUCAUUUCCGAGUAUAAUUCCCGAUAUUUUAACUAGUGAUGAUUUCAUUUUAAAGAAGCUGUGUGAAAAUUAAUAAAUUGGUUUAAUUAGUGAGACAAAAUGUUUGGUUAUGUGUAUACGAUUUUGUUAAUAUCUUCAGUUUUUAUUAGUUGUAGUGGAGAAUGUGUAAUUCCAGAAAUAUUACGAGGAAGUUGGUUUUCAUGGGAAAGUAGAAAUGUUAUAACAGAACUUGAUUCAAAUUCAUUAAACAACGGCCAAGGUUAUUGCGAAUUUAUAAAAAACGAUUUUAAUCAAAAUUAUACAAUAGUAUUUAAACAAGGGUCAUGUUAUUCAUGCAUGAAGUUUCUUGUAAGAACAGUGAAUAUUUUGGAAAAAAUUCAAACUGCAUGCAGUACAGUUCCAGACCAUUUAGUUUCCCUUGAUUACAUCUGCAAAGAUCUUAGGGAAAAUCAACAAUUUAUUACAUUAUUUUUGGACCAUUACGCCCCUGUAAAUUGUCGAUCAUCCUUUGAAGGACUCUAUAAUUUUGGUUAUCAAAAUACUUUUAAAUUUACCGGUGAAUGCCGACACCCAGAUGCUUUAAUAAAAUCAUGUCAAACACCUGGAUCACAAUUUUUAAUUGCAAAUCAAAAGUUUAACAUUACUUAUCGACAGUGCAAAGGAAUGACUGGAACUUUCGAUGGGGUUGUUGAGUACGCAUGUUUAGGAGAUUGGAUUGUUGGUAAAAAUCAUUAUUUCGCCGUUGCAAAUACCAAAGAAUCGCGUCAAGAUGAAAAAUACCGCUGUUUCUUAAAAAAUCGCGAUGACGAUUUGUACCUGGGUGUUUCAAUUACAGCUGAAUGUAAUACACUAAAAACUGUUGAAAAAAGCCCUGAAAGAUUGCGUGUAACUCCAGUUAAAUCUGAAAUUGUUUAUCCCGGUUGUGAAUUUCCAUCAAAUUUUACUGGUGAAUGGAUAAAUACUGCAAAUAUAGACGCAGAUGUAGUUAUUAAUAAAACUCAUAUUAUUGAAACUUCAUACCCUGAUGAAGGAAGAUUUAGAAGAACAAUUUAUAUUUGCCAACAAAGGCGAGAUACGCGCGUGAUGAUGGCAAGAUUAACUGUGGAAGGUUGUCAAAAAGAUUUUGUUUGUUUUGAUUUUUUGCCCAGACAUCAUAAUGUUAUAAGAUAUCGCAAAGGAAUUCCAGUUAUUAUACAAGAUUUUUCGACAGUGUGUUCUUGGGUUCAAUUUAAAAACAAGAUAAGAUGGAAUUAUAGUUUGUUUUUAGCAAAAUAUCCAGUUGCUGUUCGAUGUCCUAUUGCUGGAAAGUUUAAUUUUACACAGAAAGGUGAAGCUCCUUUUGAAACAAGGAUAAUGGGUGGUGUAACAAAAAGUCCAAGACCAACAACUUAUUGCAAACAAAACAUAUCAGAUUUUUCAGUUUGCGAUUCUGAACAAAAAACCAUUGCAAUUGAUGAAAAUUAUUGUUUAUCUGUUGAUUAUUUAGGACGACCUACAGACAUUUACAGCGAUCCUGAUUAUACAAUGAAAUGUAUUGGUUUUUGGAAAGAAAAUUUAAAAUCUUACUUAAUAACUUAUGAUGAAUUGGAUCCUUUCUCAAAAUAUAGAUGUUGGGUUUAUCAAAGAGCCGAUUUGAAUCGUGUUUUAAUGUCACAAGGUAUUGGUCCAUAUUGCGACUUAAACCAAGAAGUUCAAUCAUUUAAUAAUUCCGAAGGGGCAGCUGUUGCUUUAGAUAUGCACGAAUACGAAAGAGAACGUGAUCAAUGUCCAUUACAUUUCGAUGAUGGUUCAGAUCCAUGGAGCGAUACUGAGUCAACAAAAAUGGUUGUAUUUAAGUUUUUACGAUCAAAUUCAAUCCAAUUCAAACCGCUUGUUCUUAUUUAUCCGUGUUCAAUUCUCUUAACCUUAUUAAGAACGUAAUUUAAAUUUUUAAACUUAGUUUUAAUUGUUUACAUGGAGACUGUAAUUAAUACAUAAACUCGAUUAUUUUAAAAUAUUUUAUAAACAGUUAUCGUAUUGGACUUGUAAAUAACAAAGAUGAUUAAUGUGAAAUGGAACAAAUCCGUCCCUUUAAGUAUAUUUUAUAUCUUUAAAUUUAAGAAUCUCUUUUUUAAGUAUUUUUUUUGACAAAUCACUAAAAUUAAUGAGGUUGUAUAACAUUCCAUUAUAAUUACGUUUAUAUUGAAAUAAAAAAUGGAAAAAAAUUAUUUUUUAUUAAAAAUUCCA